Messenger RNA from Humulus lupulus (European hop), 6003 nucleotides. Its product is annotated as DDT domain-containing protein PTM-like. The transcript is spliced from 9 exons. The record is from RefSeq and is a predicted model, not a curated record. Lineage: Eukaryota; Viridiplantae; Streptophyta; Magnoliopsida; Rosales; Cannabaceae. Bases 322 to 5415 code for a protein of 1697 amino acids.
UUCAUCAUCUUAUUAUUCCUCAAUUUGAUUUUUCUGGAAGUGAAAGCAUUUUUUCGGAUUCCAAUCUGGUACUUCUGUGAGUUAUUGGAUUUCAUUAUUGCGAAUGCGAAAACGGUCAAUGCUCGUGGAUUUUCUCAGUAAUAUUGGCGAUUUUCUUGCUGAUUUUUUAGGAUCCAUCUCGAACCCUAGAUUUUUGCUGCAAUUUCAAUGAAGCGUUGGAUUGUUUUCAUUUAGCUAUUAACGACUGGAGCUUUGAUUUUUUUUUGAAUCUUGGGGAUUGUUUGGAAGUCGUUUGGGCUAGGAUUCAAUUCGAUUUGGUGAAUGGAGCCUCCGGUUGUGAAAAAGAGGGGACGACCGAGGAAACGGAAGAGAGAGGAGGAUGAAAACUCGGGUGCGGACGCUAAGAGGCUGGCCGUCGAAACGAAACCAAUUGCAUUGUUGGGUCGAUAUAUGAUGAAAGAGUUUGAGGACAAUGGAAUUUUUCUUGGGAAAGUUGUGUAUUAUGCUGAUGGUUUGUAUAGGGUUCAUUACGAAGAUGGGGACUGUGAAGAUUUAGAAAGCCGUGAGAUUCGUGGGAGAAUUUUGAAUGACAACGAUUUUAACAGUAAAUUGAACACCAGAAGGAAGAAACUAGAUGAGUUGAUAUUGAGAAGUAGAGUAAAACAUGGUGUGGAUGUGGAAUCAAAAAAAGAGGAGGAUAAGGUUGAAGCAUCCACAACAAUUGAUUUGCCUGGUGGAACAGUUACUGAAAACGACGAGGGAGAAGUUGAUGGUGAUGAUGAUUCAUCAAAUGAUUCUUCUGAGUACGCCAAAGAUAGAGACUUGAGUAUUGAAGAUGAGGUACCAGCUGUUCCUCCGCCUGAAUUGCCACCUUCUUCCGGAACCAUAGGUGUGCCGGAGCAGUAUGUAUCACAUCUUUUCUCAGUUUAUGGUUUCUUGCGAUCGUUUAGCAUCUGUCUGUUCCUGAGCCCGUUUACUUUGGAUGAUUUUGUGGGAUCACUUAAAUGUCGUGUUCCAAACACUUUGUUGGAUGCAAUCCAUGUUUCUCUAAUGCGUGCUUUGAGGCGUCAUCUUGAUAGACUCUCUGAAGAUGGUUCAGAGCUUGCAUCAAAAUGCUUGAGGUGCAUUGACUGGAGCUUGCUUGAUACAUUGACUUGGCCUGUUUUCCUGGUCCAGUAUUUAACUAUUAUGGGAUACACAAAAGGACCAGAGUGGAAGGGAUUUUACGAUGAGGUUUUGGGAAGGGAGUAUUAUUCUUUAUCAGUGGGUAGGAAGCUGCUUAUUCUGCAAGUGCUUUGUGAUGAUGUCCUUGAUUCAGCAGAACUAAGAGCUGAAAUUGACUUACGUGAGGAGUCAGAAGUUGGAAUAGAUUAUGAUGCAGAAGCAGUGAAUCCUCCUGAAAAUAAACCAAAAAGGGUUCAUCCCAGGUAUUCAAAAACUUCUGCCUAUAAGAACAGAGAAUCUAUUGGGAUUUUUGGAGCAACCCAAAUGAGUAGCACUCCUAGUAAAUUAAAUUGUCGGGGUCCCAAAGGUAAAAAUGGUGAUUUGGAUGCUGUUGAUAUGGAUGUGGAUCGAAAUAGUGAUGAAUGCCGGCUUUGUGGUAUGGAUGGAACCUUGCUUUGCUGUGAUGGGUGCCCAUCUGCAUAUCACACCAGGUGUAUAGGUGUUAUGAAAUUGUCUAUACCAGAAGGGUCAUGGUAUUGUCCUGAGUGUACAAUUAACAAGUUGGGACCGACUAUAACAUUCGGAACGUCCCUUAGAGGAGCAGAAACUUUUGGCAUUGAUUCUUAUGGGCAAAUCUUCUUGGGUACUUGCAACUACUUAUUGGUGCUCAAGGCUUCUGUCAUUGAAGAACCAUGUCUUCGAUAUUACAAUAGGGAGGACAUUCCAAAAGUCCUGCAGGUGCUUUGUACCUCUACCCAGCAUGAAUCUUUGUACUUGGGGGUUUGCCAAGCAGUUCUGCAGUAUUGGGAUAUCCCCUCAAGUAUCUUAUCUCUUUCAGAGAGGACCAUCAGGGAUGCAAAUUUAUCAAAUCUAAAAGAAGAUUCCAACUGUCCUACUUUAUCACUUCCUCCUCCCCACAAGGAUAUCCGUAGUGAUACUGCUAGCUUAGAUCAAAGUUGGGUAGAUAAUGAGACAUCUAUUAUUUACCCAGUGCAAGUUGGCUUUUCUGGAACUCAGAUUAGUGGUGACACCAAACAAUUGGAGUAUCCUCUCAUGAAUAUGAAGCUACCUGAGGGGAAUGGGUUGACAAGUUUAGUUAGACAGCGUGCCGAUCCAUCUGAUACUACCAGUCAAAAUUUGGUUGAGAGAUCACUUUAUGCAUAUUCUUCAGAAAACAGCAAUUGCAGUUACACUGAGCAUGCAAAAGGAAGUAAUUGCCCAUUGAAUCUAUCUUCUCAAAGAAAAGAUGGCAGAACUGUAGCUUUAGGAAAGGAUUUACACAAUUCAAAUAACGAUUGUGUUUUUAUGGGGCACCUUUAUAAACCCCAGUCAUACUUAAAUCACUAUAUGCAUGGGGACUUUGCUGCAUCAGCUGCUGCUAAAUUGGCUACUCUUUUGCCCGAGGAUCCUCGGCAUUCUGAAGCUCAUGCUUCAGAUAAUUCCAAAAAAGCUUCAUCUGAAAACUAUUUGCAAGCUAAAGCAUUCUCACUAACAGCCUCACGUUUCUUCUGGCCAACUUCUGAAAAGAAGCUUGUAGAGGUUCCAAGAGAGAGAUGUGGUUGGUGCCUUUCCUGUAAGGCUUCUGUUUCAAGCAAGAGAGGGUGCAUGUUAAAUCAUGCAGCCUUGUCUGCCACUAAAGGUGCUAUGAAGACCCUAGCCAGCCUCCGUUCCAUAAAGAGUGGAGAAGGGAUUCUUGCAAGCAUUGCAACAUACAUAUUGUAUAUGGAAGAAAGUUUGUGUGGUCUAUUACUUGGCCCCUACUUGAACACAAAUUAUAGGAGAGAAUGGCGGAAACAGGUUGAACAGGCAUCAACUUGCAGUGAAUUAAAAACCUUAUUGCUUCAACUUGAGGAAAAUAUCCGGAUCAUUGCGCUUUCUAGUGAUUGGGAUAAGCUUGUUGAUGAUUGGUUAGUUGAGUAUUCUGCAGUACAAAAUGCUAUGCCCACUGCUGGAGCAACACAAAAACGUGGUCCUGUUGGAAAGCGUAACAAGAAGCAAGCUGCUAUGUCUGAAUUGACAACCGAUGGUAGCCGUGAAAAAAGUUUUGUCUGGUGGCAAGGGGGAAAGCAAUCAAAGCUUGUAUUCCAGAAAGCAAUUUUACCCCUUUCGAUGGUUAGAAGAGCAGCUCGUCAAGGAGGUUCGAGGAAGAUCUCUGGAAUAUGUUAUACUGAUGGUCCAGAGAUUCCUAAAAGAAACAGACAGUUAGUUUGGAGGGCUGCUGUGGAAAUGAGUACAAAUGCUUCCCAGCUUGCACUUCAGGUCAGAUACCUGGAUCUGCAUGUAAGAUGGAAUGAUCUCGUUCAUCCUGAGCUAAAUAUCUUGGAUGGGAAAAAUGUUGAGACCGAAGCUUCUGCUUUUAGAAAUGCAGUUAUUUGUAGCAAAAAAGUUGUAGAAAGCAAGGUUACUUAUGGAGUUGCUUUUGGCCACCAAAAGCAUCUUCCUUCUCGUGUAAUGAAGAGCAUCAUUGAAAUAGAGAAAAGUCAGGAUGGAGAGGACAAGUAUUGGUUUUCUGAAAUUCGUGUUCCUUUAUACUUGAUUAAACAGUAUGAAGUGAGUGUAAAUGAAAGGUCAUUGCCAUCAGUUCAGGAGCCUUUUAAUUUGCUUACCAAGUUAAAGAGACAACAGUUGAAGCGUACUCACAGAGACAUAUUUUUCUAUCUUACAUGCAAGAGAGAUAAUCUGGAGAUAUACUCUUGUAUUUCAUGCCAUCGAGAUGUUGUAGCCCAGACUGCGGUCAAGUGUAGCAUAUGCAAAGGUUCUUGUCAUAGUGACUGUACAAUUACUUCAUCAUUUCAUAUGAACGAGGACGUUACCUUCUCCACAAUGUGCAAGCAGUGCCAUGGAAAGAAUGCAACUUGCAAUGAAUCUCCAACUAGUCCUUUUCAUUUGGAAGUGGCAGUGUAUCAAAAGUUGAUGGCUGCCAAUAAGGGCUCCAGGGCUCGCGACACACGUACCGAACUUAAACAAGUGGCCUCUGAAUCUACUUCAACAGCAAAAAAAGCUUCGAAACUAUCAUCUGUAGCAAAAAAACCUCCUUCCAAAUCCACUUCUGCAGCAAAAAAAACUUCUUCUAAAUCUACUUCAGUGGCAAAAAGUCGGCCGAAGUUGGGUUCUUGGGGUAUUAUAUGGAAGAAGGCGAAUUCAGAUGCAUGUGUUGAUACCAGUGUUAGUUUCAGGCAAAAUAACAUUCUUUUAAAGAAUGGUUCGGUUUCGCAUAGAAAGGAACCUGUGUGCAGUAUUUGUCGUAAGCCAUAUAGGCCAGAUCUAACGUAUGUUUGUUGUGAAACUUGCCAAAAAUGGUAUCAUGCCGAAGCUCUUCAAUUUGACGAGUCAAGGCUCUUUGAUGUGGCGGGCUUCAAAUGUUGCAAGUGUAGGAGGAUAAAAUCGCCAAAAUGUCCUUAUACUCCUCCUAAAGAAGGAGCUAAUUCUGAUCCAAGUGAAGCUGCUACACCUACACCUAUGACCAGGCCUCGAGUCCCAAAAAUACGCUUCACAUUGAAGCGAGAAAGUUCUGGAGUGGACUCCGACUCUGGAGCCAUUCUUAAUUUUAAUCAAAGCGAACCUUCUACUCCAUUGUUUCCAGUAGAAGAAGUGUCUCAACACAAUGAUCCCCUUCUUCGUCCUCUCACGACUGAUGCUCAGUUAAUCACGGAGCCUAAGUUAAAAGUGGAUACUGAAUGGGAUUCGACGGGUAAGGCAGUGCCACAUAAAUUACCAGUAAGGAGGCAGGUGAAGCAUGAAGGGGAUUCGGAGGUUUAUUCAGACGGUAAUUUUUCUGAUGCUGAAGCCUUCACACAUUAUCAAAUGGAAAACCCCACGGAAGCCACAGAUGGCACGUUAUUCCCUUCUACAGAAUGGAAUGCUUCUGUACAAAGUAUUGAGGAGGAAAUGAUGUUUGAUGAUGUUUUAGAUUAUGGGAAUCUAGACUUCGAACCCCAAACGUUAUUCACUUUCUCAGAGUUGCUGGGAGUUGAUGCUUCUGGGGAUGAUCCAGAAGGUCAGGGAAAAGUUGUUGGCACAAAUCCUCCUGAUAAGGUCCCUGAACAGUACACAACAACAAACACUUCAAAAGAAGGAUCAGAGCCCACACUCCCUCCUGGAAAAUGUAAUUUUUGUAUGCAAUCAGAACCAUACCCUGAUCUUUCUUGUCAGAGUUGUGGGCUUUCGAUACACAGGCAUUGUUUAACUUCAACCGAGCCAUCAUCUUGGGAUGGCGACUGGAAAUUAUGCUACUGUCAAGAGUGGCGUUAGUUACUCUUCUUUUUUUUUCAUUAAUGAUUCCCAAAUUCCCUCAAAGGUGUUAAUCUUGUGUCAAAGAAUCUCCAAACGACGACGACGACGGGUUAAUGUGAACUCGAGGAAGCAUAAGAAAGCUAAUUCUGUAGAGCUAAAGCCAACAGAAACUCAAAGGCAAGCUUUUUCUGCAUCAUUUUGAUAUCUUGUUGAUAGGAAUUCCUUCUUGGCAAGCUCAUUUUCCAGUACAUUCAGAUUUAUCCUUCCUCCCGGACAGUUUAGGAAAUCAAAAAAAGGCCACUGGUAGAUCGUUUUGUUGAUGCAUAAAUUGCUUUAUAUCUAGUUAAGAAGGCCAUUAUUGUUUUAAAGCUACAAAUCAGAUAUUAUGUGAUGUUGGAAGAUAAGCAAAUUUUUUUAAUAUUGUGCUUAUCCGACUAAAACUGCUUGCUUGCAAAUGAGAAGAUGCUCCACAUUUUUUCUCCUCCUUGACUGAAGUUUCAGUCUGGAGUGAGACCAUUCCAUAGAGCAAGCUUGCUUUUUUUCUCUCUGGGUAGGAUUCAAUGGAACUGUUUUUUCUUAUUUUAAAGGAAAAAUGGUCUUUUUUUA